Messenger RNA from Naumovozyma dairenensis CBS 421, 588 nucleotides. RefSeq names its product proteasome core particle subunit beta 4 (gene PRE1). Lineage: Eukaryota; Fungi; Ascomycota; Saccharomycetes; Saccharomycetales; Saccharomycetaceae. Gene Ontology annotation, cellular component: cytosol; proteasome core complex, beta-subunit complex; proteasome core complex. The record is from RefSeq and is a predicted model, not a curated record. The coding region runs from base 1 to 588 and encodes 195 amino acids. The transcript has a single exon. Gene Ontology annotation, biological process: proteasomal protein catabolic process. Gene Ontology annotation, molecular function: peptidase activity.
AUGGAUAUUAUUUUAGGUAUCAAAGUACAGGACUCCGUUAUUCUAGCGACAUCGAAAGCGGUAACAAGAGGUAUAUCCAUCUUAAAAGAUUCAGAUGAUAAAACUAGACAACUAUCUCCUCAUAUCUUAAUGAGUUUUUCAGGUGAAGCGGGUGAUACAGUCCAAUUCGCAGAAUAUAUUCAAGCUAAUAUUCAAUUAUAUGCCAUGAGGGAGGAUUAUGAAUUAUCUCCACAUGCAGUUUCAAGUUUUGUUAGACAAGAAUUAGCUAAAUCUAUUAGAUCGAGAAGGCCAUACCAAGCAAAUGUUUUAAUCGGUGGGUUUGACACGAAGAAGGAUACUCCAGGUUUAUAUCAAAUCGAUUAUUUGGGGACGAAAGUAGAAUUACCUUAUGCUGCUCAUGGUUAUUCGGGAUUCUAUACAUUUUCACUACUCGAUCGUCAUUAUAGACCAGACAUGACCACAGAGGAAGGUUUAAAACUAUUGAAACUUUGUAUUACAGAAUUAGAAAAAAGAAUGCCAGUAGAUUUCAAGGGUGUUUUCGUGAAAGUGGUAGACAAAGAUGGGAUAAGACAAGUAGAUGACUUUUGA